Messenger RNA from Myripristis murdjan (pinecone soldierfish), 1910 nucleotides. Its product is annotated as importin subunit alpha-1. The record is from RefSeq and is a predicted model, not a curated record. Gene Ontology annotation, cellular component: cytoplasm. Bases 154 to 1734 code for a protein of 526 amino acids. The transcript has 11 exons. Gene Ontology annotation, biological process: protein import into nucleus. Gene Ontology annotation, molecular function: protein binding; nuclear import signal receptor activity. NCBI's taxonomy places the organism in Eukaryota, Metazoa, Chordata, Actinopteri, Holocentriformes, Holocentridae.
GGUGACGUCACGGCUAUUGUAGAAACAAGGAAUCGGUAAGCGCGUAGCACAUGCUCCGUGGCUAAAUGUGUGUUUUAAUAGGGUUAACAGCGUGUUAAAUUUUGAGUAUCGACUGUCUUAAGUGAAAUCCAUUGUCUUCCUCGACGGACGGAGAUGUCAGCUGCCAACGACGGCGGGGCUCGUCUCACCCAGUUCAAAAAUAAAGGGAAAGAUGCCAGCGAGCUGAGGCGCAGGAGAGUGGAAGUCAACGUGGAGCUCCGGAAAGCAAAGAAGGACGAGCAGAUCCUGAAGAGGAGGAAUGUCGCCAGCGUGGAGGACGAGCCAGGCUCUCCUCUCCAAGAGAAGGAUCCAAAUACCCAGCCUGCUCAGCACUGGUCUGUGGAGGAGAUUGUAGAAGGCAUAAAUAGCCAGAGUCUGGAUCAUCAACUGCAAGCCACACAGGCAGCCAGAAAGCUUCUCUCCAGAGAGAAACACCCACCCAUCGACAGCAUCAUCGCCGCUGGCCUCAUCCCCAGACUUGUCAGUUUUCUGGCCCUGUCCGAAUGCCCCCCUAUCCAGUUCGAGGCAGCCUGGGCCCUGACCAACAUUGCCUCAGGCACCUCAGACCAGACCUCCGCCGUGGUGGACGGAGGGGCCAUCCCAGCCUUCAUCAGCCUGGUGAACUCACCGCACCCCCACAUCAGCGAGCAAGCCAUCUGGGCCCUUGGCAACAUUGCAGGUGAUGGAUCAAACUACAGGGACGAAGUCAUCAAACACGGUGGCCUCCAGCCACUCCUGGCCCUGCUGGCAGCCCCCAGCCUGUCGGUGUUUCCUUCUGGCUACCUGCGCAAUGUCACCUGGACGGUGUCCAACCUGUGUCGGAACAAGAACCCAGCUCCUCCUCUAGAGGCGGUGCAGCAGCUUCUCCCAGCCCUGGUGCGUCUCCUGCACCAUGACGACCAGGAGGUGCUGGCCGACACCUGCUGGGCCGUGUCCUACCUGACCGAUGGCCCCAACGAGAGAAUAGAGGUGGUGGUGCAGGCCGGCCUGGUGCCCCGCCUGGUGCAGCUACUAGCAUGUGGAGAGCUCUCCAUUGUGAGUCCGUCCCUGCGGUCAUUGGGCAACGUUGUGACGGGGACUGACGAGCAGACCCAGAGCGUGCUCAACGCGGGCGCCCUAGCUGUCUUCCCUGGCCUGCUGCGCCACCACAAGGCCAGCAUCCAGAAAGAGGCGGCCUGGACUGUGUCCAACAUCACUGCCGGGAAGGACAGCCAGAUCCAGGAGGUUAUCAAUGCAGGCCUGGUGCCCAUCCUGGUGGAGCUCCUCCAACAGGGAGAUUUUAAGACCCAGAGGGAGGCCGUGUGGGCCAUCACCAACUACACCAGCAGUGGCACGCUGGCACAGGUGGCUUACCUGGUCCAGUGCAAUGUGCUAGAACCUCUGCUAAACCUGCUGACAGCCAAAGACAGCAAGAUCAUCUUGGUCAUCCUGGACGCCAUCUCCAAUAUUUUCAUGACUGCAGAGAAGAUGCAUCAGACCGAGGAGCUGUGCCUCAUGAUUGAGGAGUUUGGAGGUCUGGACAAGAUCGAAGUGCUGCAGUCCCACCAGAACGAAGCCGUCUACAAGGCCUCUCUCAACAUCAUUGAGAAAUACUUCUCAGAGGAGAAUGAAGAGGAUGAGUCUGUGGCUCCUGAGACCACUACAGACAGCUACGCCUUCCAGAUCCAUGACAACCAAAGCACGUUCAACUUUUAACAAGUCCACUUGGCGCUCUCUCUCUCUCUCUCUCUCUCUUAUUUUUUGAACAAUAUUUCUUGUCUAAAUUUUAUAUUUGUCCAACUGUCCUUUAUUUCAAACCUGUACAUAACAGUACAAAGAAAGAAUAUCCACAUUUUUAAUGCAAGAUUUGUAAAUAAAUUUUUAUUAAGAAA